Messenger RNA from Portunus trituberculatus (swimming crab), 3086 nucleotides. Its product is annotated as tyrosine-protein kinase Src64B-like. Gene Ontology annotation, cellular component: extrinsic component of cytoplasmic side of plasma membrane. Gene Ontology annotation, biological process: innate immune response; cell differentiation; protein phosphorylation. The record is from RefSeq and is a predicted model, not a curated record. Gene Ontology annotation, molecular function: ATP binding; non-membrane spanning protein tyrosine kinase activity; signaling receptor binding. Lineage: Eukaryota; Metazoa; Arthropoda; Malacostraca; Decapoda; Portunidae.
GGAAGGGAGACCAAACUGAAAGGCUCUCAGACUAGCAAUGCGAUGGCGGAUCUGUAAACACUAGUCUGUGCUCUGUGCCUGUUAUCCUUUUUGCCCCUAGCGACUCACCACGCCCUCUCACCACACAAUACUACAGUUAAGAUGGGUCGACUGAAACACUGUGUUGCUGUGAGGCUCUGCUGUGUUCUGGGUCCUGGUGCCUGAGGAGCGGGGGAGGAGGAGGAGGAGGAGGGGGGGCAAGAGAGCUGCUGCUGCCACGAUGGGCCAGAAUCUCUGUUGUCCGAAGAAGGGGCAGCCCCCCCCGCCCCACCAGCCCUUCAUGGACUUUGGUAAGGCUGACGGGGCUGCCAUGACGCCGCCUCACGGUGGGGGAGGGGGUGGACCAAACCCCCGCUACUACCCUGAGCCGGCCAGAGGGUCCCGCCCCGCCUAUAACUCACAACAGCAUGGCGUUGACGUUAUCAGGUCCAACUCAGGCCAAGGUCUUCCCACACACGGCUGGAAUCAACACGGUGGACACAUGCGGAUGAGGAAAGAGUCAGUGCGGUACUCCCAGCGUUGGUCCCCCGCACUGCAAGAGCCUGGGACGCCCUCCACUCCCUCCAGGGGCGGCCGCAUUGUGCUGGCUAUGUACACUUUCCAGGGGAGGAGUAAUGGAGAGCUGUCAUUUGAGAAGGGAGACCGGAUGGAGAUUAUCAAUGACUCAGACGCUGACUGGUGGCUGGCCCGACACUUAACUCGGCUCAUAGAAGGAUACAUACCCAAGAACUAUGUCGCCUCAGCCUCGUCGCUGGAGUGUCAGGAUUGGUAUUUCGGCAAGAUAGCGCGCAAGGAGGCUGAGAAGCUACUAAUGGCCAGGGGGAACUUGCGAGGCACUUUCCUCAUCCGAAUGUCCGAGCAGACCAGCCACGGGUACUCCCUUAGCAUACGGGUGAGUGCUACUACUACUACUGCUACUACUACUGCUACUGCUCUCAGUCAUCCUGUCAAUCACAACAUCACCUCCAUUCUUAUACAGCUCAUAUGCACUCCGCACAUCCUCUACCAGUCUCUCAUUCAGGUGCUCCACAGCAUGCACACCCCCAUCAUCCCAGCUUCUUGCACUCAGAUCCACCUGGAAGUUUUCCCACCCUACAUCUCUCACUCUUUCACCCAUGACAGUCAUGUACACCACCACCAGAACCAUCUUCUCCACUCUGCCCCGACCAUCUGUGCACUCCACUCUCACUGCCAACACAUCCUCACUGCUCUCACACGUUCCCACACCAAGCUCCUCUACUUUCAGUCCACUUUCUUUCCUAUAGAGAAAGGCUACGCCUCCUCCCUGUGUCUCCUGAGUCUUACGUCCCUUCCCAAUCAUAGCAAACUCACAUCCUUCCAUUUGUACCUCACCUCUCAGGUGCGUCUCUGUAAGCCCGACUAUGUCGAACUUCCAUUCCUGGAGCUCCCUGGAAAUAUCCUCAAACUUACCCACACCCCAUCCUCUCACAUUCAUGCAUCCAAUCCUCACACUCUCACUUGCCUGGCUGGUGUCUUCUUCCUGGCGUGCUUUUGUCGUCUCCCGUCACUGGUCCAUCGGCUGCAGCGACCUCGCCUCACCCACUCACACAGCCGUCGACCUAUCCUGGCAGUCCCUGCGUUGUUCAGCAUCCCGUCCUCCAUGCUGGCUGCUUCCUCCUCCACUUUCUUCCUGAUGUCCGUGAUCUUGGCACCACUCAGGCUGGUGCAGCCACUCCCUCUCAUCCUGCACUUCACUUGGCUGGACAUCGUCUUCACCAUGCUGUCUCCAAUAAUUCUGAUUGGCGCCUUCUUCUUCCUCAUUUUCAUGGGGUCACAGAAGUACAUGAGGUUGUCGUUGACUAGUGCCUUGGUGCUGGACUUGAAUCCAACACAAGCCAUAUGGUACCAGACCUCACACCCCUCACACACCACUGCACUCACCCUGACAGCCAAGGCUUCACCACACACGCCACAGUUGCACACAGGCAUCUUGUACAUACAAGACAUCCACACAGGUUUCUCAUUUCUCCAACCCCCUCCAGAGAACCACUAUGGGCUCGCGUGUCUCCUGCAGUACCCAUGCCCCCGCCCACAGCCUCAGAAGUGGGACCUUUAGGAGACUAAAGACCAGUGGGAGAUUGAGAGAACGGCCCUCACUAUGAUUAAAAAACUGGGUCAGGGAUCGUUUGGGGAGGUGUGGUAUGGCAUGUGGAACAAUUCUAAUGAGGUGGCGAUCAAAACUCUGCGUCAGGGAGCCAUGAGUCCUGAGGCAUUCCUGGAGGAAGCAAGGAUUAUGAAACAACUUAGACACAGAAACAUACUGGUGUUGUAUGCAGUGUGUACGAAGGAGGAGCCCAUCUUGAUAGUGACAGAGUACAUGUGCAAUGGUGCCCUUCUCGACCUUCUCAGAAACGAAGGAGAACGAAACCUCAAGCUCAAUGACCUUAUCUACGUCGCCACACAGGUAGCAGCAGGGAUGGCGUACCUGGAGAGCCUGCUACUGCUUCACCGAGACCUGGCGGCGAGAAACGUGCUGGUCGGCGAGUCCCUCUUGUGCAAAGUGGCUGACUUCGGGCUGGCCAGGAUAGUGGAGGGUGAAGACUACUGCCCCAGCACUUGCAACAAGUUCCCAGUGAAGUGGACCGCUCCAGAAGCUAUGUUGUUCAACCGGUUCACCAUUAAGAGUGACGUGUGGUCCUUUGGGGUGCUCCUAAUGGAAGUCAUCACCUAUGGAGCCAACCCUUAUCCUGGCAUGAACAACCGAGAGGUGAUAGAACGGGUGCAGUCGGGUUACCGCAUGGCCAAGCCCCCGCGGUGCCCUGAAGAGCUGUACAAGGUGAUGCUACACUGCUGGAACAAGGAACCAGACCUGCGACCAACGUUUGACUUCCUACACCACUUCUUUGACGACUUCCAAGUGUCUUCAGAGGUGCCCUAUCGCGACAUUCAUGAUUAGACUCCACUGCUCCUACUACUGCUGCUGCCGCUGCUACACUACUUCUACUGCUGCCACUACUAUUACUAUUACUACUACUACUACUGAUAAUACUCUCUUUCUUUCUUUCUCUCUUUCUCUCUCUGUCUGU